Gamsiella multidivaricata is the source of this 1591-nucleotide messenger RNA. RefSeq names its product saccharopine dehydrogenase. Lineage: Eukaryota; Fungi; Mortierellomycota; Mortierellomycetes; Mortierellales; Mortierellaceae. The transcript has 9 exons. Gene Ontology annotation, cellular component: cytoplasm. Gene Ontology annotation, molecular function: saccharopine dehydrogenase activity. The record is from RefSeq and is a predicted model, not a curated record. Bases 37 to 1383 code for a protein of 448 amino acids.
CUUUCACCGCCCUUUCACAUCAUAUCAUCACAUACAAUGGCUGUCAAGAAGAUUUUGCUUCUCGGAUCCGGCUUCGUCGCCGAGCCCUGCCUUGAGUAUCUCUGCCGUCGCUCAGAGAAUAAGAUCACCAUCGCUGCCAGACGUAUUACCAUUGCCCAGGAGCUCGCUGCUGGCUAUCCCGGUACCACCGCCAUCUCCCUCGAUGUCAGCGACGAGGUUGCAUUGGAUGCCGCUGUUGCCGAACACGACCUUGUCAUCUCCUUGAUCCCCUACACCCACCAUGCUCAGGUCAUCAAGUCAGCCAUCAAGGCCAAGGUUCAUGUUGUCACCACCUCCUAUGUCUCUCCCGCCAUGAUGGCCUACGACGAAGCUGCCAAGGCUGCCGGCAUUGUUGUCAUGAACGAAAUUGGUGUUGACCCUGGUGUCGAUCACUUGUACGCUCUCAAGACCAUCAACGAGGUUCACGCCGAGGGUGGAAAGGUCCUUUCCUUCUUGUCAUACUGUGGUGGUCUCCCCGCCCCUGAGGCCUCCAACAACCCUCUCGGCUACAAGUUCUCGUGGUCGUCGCGCGGAGUUCUCUUAGCCUUGAAGAACAACGCCAAAUUCUACGAGAAUGGCGAAGUUGUUGAAUACUCGGGCGAUGAUCUCAUGAACUCGGCCAAGCCUAUUCCCAUCUACCCCGCAUUCGCCUUUGUCGGUUACCCCAACCGCGACUCGACCCCUUACAAGGAGCGCUACAACAUCCCUGAGGCCCAAACCAUUCUCCGUGGUACCCUCCGCUAUGCUGGAUUCCCCGAGUUUGUCAAGACUUUGGUCGAUAUUGGGUUUUUGGAGGAUGCUCCUCAGGACUUUUUGGCUCCCAAUGCCGCCGAGAUUGCAUGGAAUGAUGUUCUCGCCAAACGUCUUGGAUCUUCUAGCAAUGCUGAGGCUGACCUUGUUGAGUUGAUUAAGGAAAAGUCUUCGAUCAAGGGAGCAGAGAUUGAGCGCAUUAUCAAGGGCAUGAAGUGGCUCGGUAUGUUCUCGACGACGCCUGUUCACCGCCGCGGUAACUAUCUCGACACGCUGUGCGCGACUUUGGAGGACAAGAUGAUGUAUGCCAAGGGCGAGCGUGAUAUGGUUAUGCUCCAGCACCGCUUCGAGGUCGAGCUCAAGGACGGUACCAAGCAAACCCGCACAUCUACUAUUCUUGAAUACGGUAACCCCGAGGGCGCCAGUGCUAUGGCCCGCUUGGUCGGCAUGCCCUGCGGGGUUGCUACCCAGUUGGUAUUGGAUGGCGUGAUCAACAAGCCCGGCGUCCUCGCACCCAUGUCCUCGGACAUCAACGAUCCGCUCAUCAAGGCCAUUGAAGCCGAGGGUGUUGUCUGCCACGAGGAGAUCCUGUAAAGAGCGAGAAAAGAUAGAAAAUUGUCAGCUAGAAGAAAUAAGAUACAUGUUUGCCUUGUACUUCAUGCCUUCCUGCUUUUUGCUCGGGUUUAGUCAGCAUCUUCAAGACACACACCUUGUUGGUAGAAACCGUCAUCCGACGAGGCUCGAUCUUCGGCCAACAUAGACCAUACGCCGUUAUAAUUCGUCCAACAAAAAGGUCCCAGCG